Messenger RNA from Vicia villosa (hairy vetch), 1692 nucleotides. Its product is annotated as sufE-like protein 1, chloroplastic/mitochondrial. Bases 281 to 1405 code for a protein of 374 amino acids. NCBI's taxonomy places the organism in Eukaryota, Viridiplantae, Streptophyta, Magnoliopsida, Fabales, Fabaceae. The record is from RefSeq and is a predicted model, not a curated record. The transcript is spliced from 2 exons.
CAACGCUAGAGAAUCCGCUUCCGAAGUAUAUACCUGGGUUUUCUCCUUUCUUAUCCUCACCCGCGAAAACUAACCUAUUCUCACUGUUUAAUCACCGUUCAAAAUCGACACCAAAUCCAGAGGACCAACUUCAUCAUCGUCCUCCUCAUCCGGCGCCGGUAACAUCAUCUCGUCAAUUGGGAUUUAUUGAUAAAAAAAGAGCCUAGGAGUUAGGCCUUUGGUAUGUUUAGAUUUUGUUUGGGUAGUCCAUCCAUUAAAUCCAAGGAAAAAGCCUAGAACAAUGCCCUUAUCUUUCUCUAUCUCGCAACCAGCUGCUUCGAAUACAAUGGGCAUACCAGCAACAAUGAUGUCAACCAAUUCCCUUUUUUCAUGUUCAUUAAGAUUAUUCACAACCAAAUUCCCACUUUCCCUCGUCAACAAAACCAACUCUACUUUCUUCAUUAAACCCACAAAUACCCUCUUCUCUUUCAAGCCCAUCACCUUCCAAAGACUCCCAACAAAAUCAUCACCACCACUGUCAUCAUCAUCAUCACCGCCAUCCACUUCUCUUCAACCCAUUGAAGAACUCCCUCCAAAGCUUCAAGAAAUUGUAAACCUCUUCCAAUCCGUACAAGAACCCAAAGCCAAAUAUGAACAGCUUCUUUUCUACGGAAAGACCCUCAAACCCCUCGAACCUCAGUUCAAAACUAAAGAAAACAAAGUGGAAGGUUGUGUUUCUCAGGUUUGGGUCCGAGCCUACAUGGACAGUGACAAAAAUGUCGUCUAUGAAGCUGAUUCGGAUUCUGUUCUCACCAAAGGUCUCGCCGCUUUACUAGUUCAAGGCUUUUCAGGUCGACCCGUUAACGAAAUUAUCCGGGUCACGCCCGAUUUUGCAGUGCUUCUUGGGUUGCAACAGAGUUUAACCCCUUCUAGAAAUAAUGGGUUUUUGAAUAUGCUCAAAUUAAUGCAGAAAAAAGCACUUAUGCUCUAUGUGGAAGCUGAAAAAGGUACUUCUGAACUUAACUCAGUUGGAACUUCUGAUUUCAAAGAUGAUAGCUUUGUUGAGAAUUCAAGUGGUCCUUCUGUAACCUCAAGUUUAGGUGUUGGUUUUAGUUCUAAGGGUGAUGAUGAGAAUGUUGAAUUGGAAGGGAGAGGGAAGAGGAUAAAGGAAAAACUUGAAAAGGAACUUCAUCCUAUUGAGUUGGAAGUUGAAGACGUGUCUUAUCAACAUGCUGGACAUGCUGGUGUUAGAGGGAGCAAUGGUGAAACACAUUUCAAUGUUAAAGUUGUUUCUGAAGAGUUUCAAGGGAAGAGUUUGGUUAAGAGGCAUAGGCUUAUUUAUAACUUGCUUCAAGAUGAGUUAGAGUCUGGACUUCAUGCGUUGUCUAUUGUGGCCAAGACACCUUCUGAAGUCGGUGAAGGAUGAAAAUUUAAUGCUCUAGAAGAGAGGUCAAAGUUUUCUCCUUUGUCUCUGUUGUGUUUGAGAAUUACUUGUUUUGUUUGGUGAAUCAUAAGGUUAUUUUUGUCUGUUAGAUUACUUGUUUUGGUUCGAAUAUAGUGUCUUGUGUCAUUUCACUGAAGAAAUAAUUCAUUUUUCUGAUAGCAUUUCCAAUAAUUUGAGAGAUUAUGUAAAUUUAUAAAGCUCAAAUGGUAUGAAUUCCAAAGAUAUUUUGUCAUUGAAAAUCAGAAGGGUUAUUUGUGGCUUCUAAACAA